Dentiscutata erythropus is the source of this 859-nucleotide messenger RNA. The record is from the annotation of a GenBank genome assembly. NCBI's taxonomy places the organism in Eukaryota, Fungi, Glomeromycota, Glomeromycetes, Diversisporales, Gigasporaceae.
UGAGAAUCAACUCAAAGCAACUUUGAUGCCUGAUGUUUACAAACAUUAUAUAGAUUCACUCAUAGAACAUUCUUUAAAACAAGCAAAUUUAUCUCUCGUUCAAUGCCCAUUUUGUUCUUAUUGUGAGGUUGAUGAUGACAGUCCAUUCUAUCAGUUAAAAAUCCCCAAAUCUGCCGUGAUAGUAGUUAGUAUCCCUUUAGCAAUAUUACCAUUUUUUUCAUCCUUUGAGAACAUUAUCAGCACUUUGAAAGUCGCUGCCAUUUUUGUCCUUCCUCAAAUAGCAUUAUGGAUACUGGGUGUGUUUCCUUUACGAACUUUUCUUGAUGAUUUUGAAAAUAUAGUUAAAAGAGUAAAGAGAAAACGUAGAGGAAAUGUAUUUAAGUGUCAGAAUCCUGACUGCGCUAAAUCGUCAUGUAUGCUAUGCAAUCGAGAAUGUCGACCCUUUCAUAAAUGUUACGAACAAGAGCAAGAUAGCUUGCGGCUCUUCGUAGAAAGGGCUAUGGCCGAAGCUGUCAAACGAACGUGUCCAAAGUGUCAUGUAUCAUUUACAAAGGCAGAUGGCUGUAAUAAGAUGACAUGUCGUUGUGUUUGUGAUCACUUUCGACCGAUACCCGGACAAAAAUGUAAGAAAUGCACUAAAUGUGAUUUAUAUAAAACUGAGGAUGAAGAAAAAGUUAUUAAGGAAGCUGCUGCAAAAGCACGAGCAGAAUUCAUUAAAACUCAUCCGGAGGCAAGAGAAGCCAAUCUUUUGCAAAAUGCUGCUAUCGGACCUGUUGCAGGCAAUGAGGAAAAGUUAUUCCGUGAAAUGGUUGAAAAAACGAUUGAAAAGAUUGUUGAUUAUUUAAUCCCUGAUAAAUGA